GAGGAUGUGGGUGCGUGCGCUGUCGUACCGGGGAGGGAGGUCAGAGGUCACCUGGAGGCCUGAAGUCGGGAUGAACGAACUGCGGGGUUUUGCUUCCAUCUAGUGGUGAAAGUGAGAGACAACAUCCGCACCGUCGUCUUUUAACCUUUCACUAAUAGUAGCGCCAUCCGAAUGAUGUCAAGCGGCUGAGUCGAAACAAUUCUGAUCGGUUACCUGCUGAGGUUGAAUGCUCCACUGAGGUUUGGGGGGACGGCCUUGGCGGCUGGCACUCACAGUACCGCUCUCAGGUGACAGGUGGCGCUGCUCCGUUUGCGACAGAUAAACGCCGGCAGUAGAAGAAGAAGCUCGCGCCUAAGACGACGAGGCUGCUCGCGCUGUCGCCGUGCUUGACACCGCGUCUUUUAAACAGGGAACAUGAAUACGAUCGACGAAGGCGAUCAGCAUGAUUCGUAUGAGCUGGAGGAGGACAGCGACGAGGACAGAGGCGCCAGCAGUUCUGAGGACGAGCUGGACGUGCUGCUGAACGGGACUCCGGACCAGAAAAGGAAGUUGAUCAGGGAAUACCUGACUGGGGAGAGCGAGUCUUCCAGCGGCGAUGACUUCGAGAAGGAGAUGGAGGCCGAGCUGAGCAGCACCAUCAAGACCAUGGAGGGCUCGUGGCGCCCCGCAGUGGCAGCCGAGGCUUCCACCGCAGCAGGAGCGUCACACAUGUACGAUAAGGUUUACUUUGAUUCAGACUCGGACGAAGAAGAAGCUGCAGCUUCCAGUAGUCAGCAAACCGGACGGCGCAGGAUUCCCACCAACGACGAGCUGCUCUACGACCCGGACCAGGACGAUCGGGACCAGGCGUGGGUGGACGCUCGCCGCAACCGGUACGCAAACAGGAAACGGCCGUCCACUUCGUCGUCUUGCUCGCGGAAGCGCCAGACUGCGGGUUCUUCCAGCAGCGAUGCUGUGCUGAACUGCCCGGCCUGUAUGACCACGCUGUGUCUGGACUGUCAGAGGCAUGAGAAGUACCGCACUCAGUACCGGGCCAUGUUUGUCAUGAACUGCACCAUAAAGAAGGAGGAAGUUCUGCGCUACCAAACCAAGAAGGACAGAAGAGCCCGGAGCCAGAAGAAGAAGAGCCAGAGGUCGCCGGGGGCGAGUGAGCCCACACCUGCCGGCAUGAGCUCUGAUGAAGUCUACCACCCGGUGCAGUGCUCGGAGUGCUCCACAGAGGUCGCAGUGCUGGACAAAGAUGAGGUCUUUCACUUUUUUAACAUCCUGGCCAGCCACUGCUGA
Molecule: messenger RNA, 1284 nt
Organism: Synchiropus splendidus (mandarinfish)
Lineage: Eukaryota; Metazoa; Chordata; Actinopteri; Syngnathiformes; Callionymidae
Gene: eapp
Product: e2f-associated phosphoprotein
Exons: 6
Coding region: 415-1284 (289 amino acids)
Biological process (GO): positive regulation of cell population proliferation
Cellular component (GO): nucleus
Source: RefSeq, a predicted model, not a curated record